AUGGCUGCUGGAGAGAAGAUCAAAGCCAAAAUCAAGGAGAAUCUGCCCGUGAGGGGACCUCAGGCACCUACCAUCAAAGAGUUGAUGCGGUGGUACUGUCUGAACACCAACACCCACGGCUGUCGCCGCAUCGUGGUGUCCCGCGGCCGCCUCCGGCGCCUGCUCUGGAUCCUGUUCACGCUGACAGCCGUGGCCCUCAUUUUCUGGCAGUGUGCCCUCCUCAUCUCAUCCUUCUACACCGUCUCUGUCUCCAUCAAAGUCCACUUCCAGAAGCUGGAUUUUCCUGCUGUCACCAUCUGCAACAUCAAUCCUUACAGGUACAGUGCCGUGCGGGACCUUCUAGCCGAUUUGGAACAGGAGACCAGAGGGACCUUGAAGACCCUGUAUGGCUUUUCAGAGAUUAUAUCUCGGAAACGCCGAGAGGCAGAGUCCUGGAGUUCGGCCAGGGAGGGCACAGGGUCGAAAUUCCUCAACCUGAUCCCACUGCUGGCCUUCGAUAAGGGUGAGACAAGCAAGGCAAGGGACUUCCGCACAGGACGGAAGCGGAAAGUCAGGGGCAGAAUCAUUCACAAGGCAUCAGACGUCAUGCAUGUCCAUGACUCCAAGGAGGUGGUGGGAUUCCAGCUGUGUCCAAAUGACACAUCCAGCUGUACAGUCUACACCUUCAACUCGGGGGUUAAUGCCAUCCGGGAGUGGUACAAGCUGCACUACAUGAACAUCAUGGCACGGGUGUCUCCGGAGAAGAAAAUCAACAUGAGCUACUCUGCUGAGGAGCUGCUGGUCACCUGCUUCUUUGAUGGGGAGUCCUGUGAUGCCAGGAACUUCACACGUUUCCACCAUCCAAUGUAUGGGAAUUGCUACACAUUCAACAAUGGACAAAAUGAGACUAUGCUCAGCACCUCCAUGGGAGGCAGUGACUAUGGGCUGCAGGUCAUCUUGUACAUAGACGAAGAGGAGUACAACCCCUUCCUGGUGUCCUCCACUGGGGCUAAGGUGAUUGUCCAUCGGCAGGAUGAGUACCCCUUCAUCGAGGAUGUGGGAACAGAGAUUGAGACGGCCAUGGCCACCUCCAUAGGGAUGCACCUGACGGAGUCCUUCAAGCUGAGUGAUCCCUACAGCCGGUGCACGGAGGACUGGAGUGACGUGCUGAUCACGAACAUCUACAAUGCUACGUAUUCCCUCCGGAUCUGCCUUCACUCGUGCUUCCAGGCAAAGAUGGUGGAGAAAUGUGGGUGUGCCCAGUUCAGCCAGCCUCUACCUCAGGGAGCCAACUACUGCAACUACCAGCAGCACCCCAACUGGAUGUACUGCUACUACGAACUGCACAAGGACUUUGUCCGGGGAGAGCUGGGCUGCCAGUCAGUGUGCAAGGAAGCCUGCAGCUUUAAGGAGUGGACGCUGACCACCAGUCUGGCACAGUGGCCAUCUGAGGUUUCCGAGAAAUGGUUGCUGUCUGUUCUCACUUGGGACCAAGGCCAAAUAAAGAAAAAACUCAACAAAACAGACUUGGCCAAACUCUUGAUAUUCUACAAAGACCUGAACCAGAGAUCCAUCGUGGAGAGCCCUGCCAACAGCAUCGAGAUGCUUCUGUCCAACAUCGGUGGCCAGCUGGGCCUGUGGCUGAGCUGCUCCAUCGUCUGCGUCAUUGAGAUCAUUGAGGUCUUCUUCAUCGACUCUCUGUCCAUCGUCGCACGCCACCAGUGGCACAAAGCCAAGGAGUGGUGGGCCCGGAGACAGGCGUCCCCCCGCCCCGAGGCUCCCCCCAGCCCUCAGGGUCAGGACAACCUGGGCCUCCAUAUAGACGAUGACCUGCCCACUUUCACCUCUGCCUUGUGCCUACCUCCAGCCCCAGCAGCCCAGGUGCCGGGCACGCCGCCCCCCAGAUACAACACCUUGCGCUUGGAGAGGGCCUUCUCCAGACAGCUCACAGGCACUGAGGUGCCAGCUGAGUCCUGA
Mesoplodon densirostris (Blainville's beaked whale) is the source of this 1956-nucleotide messenger RNA. RefSeq names its product sodium channel epithelial 1 subunit gamma (gene SCNN1G). Lineage: Eukaryota; Metazoa; Chordata; Mammalia; Artiodactyla; Ziphiidae. Gene Ontology annotation, biological process: sodium ion transmembrane transport. The record is from RefSeq and is a predicted model, not a curated record. Gene Ontology annotation, cellular component: membrane. Bases 1 to 1956 code for a protein of 651 amino acids. Gene Ontology annotation, molecular function: ligand-gated sodium channel activity. The transcript is spliced from 12 exons.